GACAGGUUAGGGGAGGGUCUGAACUACGCGCUUGGGUGAGCAGAAGUGGGGCUGUGGUCCGGUCCUCGCUAUGAGCUGCACUAUCGAGAAGAUCCUGACAGACGCUAAGACGCUGCUGGAGAGGCUGCGGGAGCACGAUGCGGCCGCCGAGUCGCUGGUGGAUCAGUCGGCGGCGCUGCACCGGCGGGUGGCAGCUAUGCGGGAGGCGGGGACAGCGCUUCCGGACCAGUAUCAAGAGGAUGCAUCCGACUUAAAGGACAUGUCCAAAUACAAACCUCACAUUCUGCUGUCCCAAGAGAACACACAGAUUAGAGACUUACAGCAGGAAAACAGAGAGCUAUGGGUUUCCUUGGAGGAACACCAAGAUGCUUUGGAACUCAUCAUGAGCAAAUACCGGAAACAGAUGUUACAAUUAAUGGUUGCUAAAAAAGCAGUGGAUGCUGAACCAGUCCUGAAAGCUCACCAGUCUCACUCUGCAGAAAUUGAGAGUCAGAUUGACAGAAUCUGCGAAAUGGGAGAAGUGAUGAGGAAAGCAGUUCAGGUGGAUGAUGACCAGUUUUGUAAGGUUCAGGAAAAACUAGCCCAGUUAGAGCUUGAAAAUAAGGAACUUCGAGAAUUAUUGUCCAUCAGCAGUGAGUCGCUUCAGGUCAGAAAGGAAAACUCAGUGGACACUGCUUCCCAAGCCAUCAAAUAACUUCAGCUGCUGAAUGACAGCUGGAGAUUGUUUAUUAAGGAAGGAAGUUAUCUUCCUGUUUGAGUAAUGUCCUUUCAGCGUCCUGCCUCAGACUUGAUUUAGUAUUGAUUAAAGAAAUCAGGUGGCAGUUUAGAAUUGGCAGUCAGAGUUGGCUGUCCACAAAAGUUUUGGGGUGUGUUAGUGAAAAUACUGAAUUUCACCAUUCCCUUCUCUAAGAGACUACUUUUAAUUUUCAUUUCUGGGACCUUGAUUUAUAUAAACUGUGUUUUCAGUUCAUUUUUGUUUUUUCACAUCUCGGAAACUUUAAGCAUUGUAUCAUAAGGCAGUGAUUUUAUUUUAUAUAAGAUUGUAAAUCGCAAUUAUGAAUCAUUUAAAAAGAGAUUAACUUCUUAAAUCUAUUUGGCAUAAACCUGGAUUAUUUUCCAUUUAAGAAAAACAAAAUUCUGCAGAACUAGGUUGUCAAGUUCUCUGAUUUGUAAUGUCAUUCACCUUCUAUGGAGUUGUAAGUCUCUCUGGUGCUAAGAGUUCGCACUUCAUGGCCUGUGUCUUUACUCAUAAUUUGAGAGAACUUACUGCUAGUCUCCAGGAAGCACUUGAAAAUACACCAGCUGGUGCUGGCGGUGUGGCUUAGUUGGUGGGAGUGUCAUCCUGUAACCAAAAGGUUGCGGAUUCAGUUCCUGGCCCAGGCACGUACAGGAGGCCACCAAGCAGUGCUUCUCUCUCACAAUAGAUGUUUCUCUCCCUUCCUGUCUCUCUCUCUAAAAGCAAUGAAAAAAUGUCCUCAGGUGAGGAUAAAAAAAUAAUGUCAGCUGGGUUUUUUUUUCUAUAGAAUAGUCAUUGUAUGUUCAAAGACUGCUGAGAAAUUUGUCCUGUGUACGUGGACACACACAUGCACACUUAGUUGAAAUGCUAAAAGUAGCUUUUAUUUUUUUUCUAUUCAUAAUCAAUUUUUCAAUUUUUUCCUACUAGGAAAUCUUAAACUUGGAUGAUUUACCUAGUGUGAAGAGCAUACAGGUUUAUUCACAUCUAAGUUCUUAGGUACUACAUUCUACUAUUUAUAUAUAACUUCUGUUUUAUAAUUAAGAACGCUCAUUUACUUGGAAAUCUUUCAUUACUAGUACCAAUAGUUGGCUUUCAUUUUAGAUCCAUUUUUCACAAGGAAGCAAAGUUUUAUCACUUUAUGAGAGUUAUCACAUUCAUAGUGCUGUGUAAACAACCAAGCAAUGCUGAGAUUCAAAUGCUGAGUAGUCAGCUAGGCUCAUUCAUCAACUCAUUCCCCCAUCUCAGUUUAUUCCCAUUACUUCACGUUAUACUAUCAAUUUAGGUUUGCCCCCAAUAAACUGAAAUAGUGAACGCUAAACUUGUCAAUAUUUUCCAAUAACAUUAAGCACCAUAGUGCAUGGGAGAGGCACUGUACUAAAGAGUUUUAUGUUAGUGUUUUGUGUGAUGUAAAAUUUAUUUUCUACUGCCAUAAAAAAUUCCCAUUAAAACAAGAUCUUUCCAAGAUAUCCUAAAAGUUUCUGACCCCAUUAGUAAUACUAGUUGACUUUGCUUACAGUGGUGGUCUUCAAUGAAUAGGUAUAUGUUCUUCUAGAAUUUAUCAAAUUUCUAUUCAGAGUCCAAAAUAGAAUUUGAAAAAGCAUGUCUACCCCAAGUGUGGGCAUCUUUAUCUCACUUCUCAAGAGGUAAGUAAACUUUUAGCCCAGCCAUUUGCCUUGAAGUAUAUGCCCUAAGUGCCACCAUAUGUUCUGCAAUUCCAAUUCAGAAGGUAGGUACCCUAUACCAUUUGUCAGAUGCCAUGGCCAGUUUUCAGUGAAAAUGGUAAUCAAAUGGCCCAUUGAAGUAUAACAUGGUGUUCCUUUAUCUGUCUUAGUUUCUUUUAAGUUGUUUUUAAAGUGCUUUACAUCUCAAGUAUCAGGAUAGAUCUGGAUGUUAACUUUUCCCUUGGCAACUCAAAAGCUUUAAGUAUGAGUGAGUCUAGCUCUCAGCGCUAUACAUGAUAUAAAUUCUGGCUGGUGUUAAUGCUUUGAAGAUAAUGUGUCAUUAAAAAGCAAAGUGAAAGAA
This is a messenger RNA of Pteronotus mesoamericanus, 2758 nucleotides long. It is a transcript of the gene SIKE1, whose product is annotated as suppressor of IKBKE 1. The coding region runs from base 71 to 694 and encodes 207 amino acids. The transcript is spliced from 5 exons. Lineage: Eukaryota; Metazoa; Chordata; Mammalia; Chiroptera; Mormoopidae. The record is from RefSeq and is a predicted model, not a curated record.